Molecule: messenger RNA, 2138 nt
Organism: Myotis daubentonii (Daubenton's bat)
Lineage: Eukaryota; Metazoa; Chordata; Mammalia; Chiroptera; Vespertilionidae
Product: antigen-presenting glycoprotein CD1d-like
Exons: 11
Coding region: 1-1713 (570 amino acids)
Biological process (GO): antigen processing and presentation, endogenous lipid antigen via MHC class Ib; antigen processing and presentation, exogenous lipid antigen via MHC class Ib; immune response
Cellular component (GO): external side of plasma membrane
Molecular function (GO): exogenous lipid antigen binding; endogenous lipid antigen binding; lipopeptide binding
Source: RefSeq, a predicted model, not a curated record
AUGUUGGCGCGAAUCCAUGGGGUUUGUGGCAUGAGCACUCCAUUUGGCAGUCCCUCCAAGGCUCAGGGUGCCCACCUCUCCUUCCUGGUAGCUCUGGAUCCCUCAGGACGGGAUUUCUUCAUCUCGGCAGCCUUUUCCCUGUUUGGCAGCAUCAAAGACCCCUACCUCCUCAAGUUCAUCUGCUCCCAGAUCACGGAGAUGUCACGGGACUUCAAGCGAAGAGCCGAGGGCUACGGAGCCCCUGUUAACAUUUUUGAUGUACAGAAAUUCUGUGAGCGUGAAUGGCCAACAUUCCCGCAGAUCAAGGAGGCUGAGAGGAAGCCCCUUGUCCUCCCACCUCCGCCAGAAGACCCCAUCCAGGCAGAGACACCCCCGUAUCUGUCAGCCCUGAUGGCGGCGCCCCCUGAAGAUCCUCUGAGUCCAUCUCAUACCCGCAGUGGGGCAGAGUACCGACCCUCACAUUCAGCCCCCUCUCCGGACUCCUCUGGAGCCCUGAUGUUGCCUUUGUACCAGAUGGCCAUUCCCAAGGGGGAGGAAAGGGCGGCACUUAACCCUGCUACCUUGUUGCCUGAUGACGACCCCGAGCAGCCGCUCCAUGACUGCACUGAAACCCUGUCCUCACUCAAGAAGCUUCAGAAUCUUCGAGAGGACCUGAUGGACCAGCCCCUGCCAGACCCUGACGAGACCCUAUAUACACUGAUGGAAGCAGCUUUGUGGUCGACAGGACCAGCUCUGCGCCCUCCAGGCCCCUCGGAUCGCCACUUUCCUGCAGAGCCUCCAAGCAGCGCCAGUCUCCUCUUCCUCCAGAUCUCCUCCUUUGCCAACAGCAGCUGGACGCGCACCGACGGCUCUUUCUGGCUGGGGGCGCUGCAGACCCACUCUUGGAGCGAUGGCUCAGACAUCAGCUUCCUGAGGCCCUGGUCCCAGGGCAAGUUAAGCGACCAUCAGUGGGAGCAGCUGCAGCAAGUGUUCUGGGUGUACCGGAGCAGCUUCACCAGGGACAUCCGGGGAUUCGCCAAAAUGCUGCACGUGGACUAUCCUUUUGUGGUCCAGAUGUCUGCUGGGUGUGAGGUGCACCCUGGGAGCCCCCUAAAAAGCUUCUUCCGCUGGGCAUUUCAAGGAAGCGAUAUAUUGAGUUUCCAGGGAACUUCUUGGGUGCCAGCCCCCGAUGCCCCACAUUGGGCCGAGGUGGUCAGCAACAAGCUCAACAAGGACCAAUACAUCAGGGACACAUUACAGUGGCUCCUCAGUGACAUUUGCCCCCAGUUAGUCACGGGCCUCCUUGAAGCAGGAAAGCAGGAUGUGGAGAAGCAAGUGAAGCCCGAGGCCUGGCUGUCCAGUGGCCCCCCUCCUGGCCCUGGCCGUCUGCUGCUGGUGUGCCACGUCUCAGGAUUCUACCCAGAGCCUGUGUGGGUGAGGUGGAUGCGAGGUGAGCAGGAGCAGCCGGGCUCUCAGCAAGGGGACGUCCUGCCCAAUGCUGACGGGACGUGGUCUCUCCGAGUGACCCUGGACGUGGCGGCUGGGGAGGCAGCCGGCCUGACCUGCCGAGUGAGACACAGCAGCCUCGGAGGCCAGGACAUCUUCCUCUACUGGGAGGGGAGUCAUGUGCCGGUGGGCUUGAUCGUCGCAGCAGUACUGGCAUCCCUCCCUCUGGUAGGAGGAGUCGUAGCCUUCUGGCUUAUAAAGUGCAGGUCUUACCAAGACAUCCUGUGACUGCCCUCGCCACACCUGUCUGCAACUCAGGAUCUCAGGUUCCCAGGACUUCGGUCCCCAGGAAUGGAGGAUGAAAGAGAGGUGUCUCGAGGAAGCAGAGAGCAAUCCCAAGACAGCUCGCAUCACACCCCUUGCCUACUUUAAGAGAAUUUAAGCAUCCUGUCUGUUUAGAAGCUCACGUGGUUCUUAAGAACAGAAGUGCAAACUCAGAUACCUACCAGGGACAAGCAGAGAAGUGCCGAAGCGGGGGCACCUGUGGCCAUUGUUUAAACGCCGGAGCCUGCAGAGACCUGGAAAGCCCUUGUCCUGUCCAAGGGAAGCAGAUUCCUUGUUGUCAAAUAGGAAGUCAGACCCUGGGUUGGCUGUGACCGACAUUUUUCAAGAAAAGCAGAAGUCUGGAUUUUCAUGUGAGCGUACCUGAUAUU